Humulus lupulus (European hop) is the source of this 4780-nucleotide messenger RNA. Its product is annotated as DExH-box ATP-dependent RNA helicase DExH6-like. The record is from RefSeq and is a predicted model, not a curated record. The transcript has 14 exons. The coding region runs from base 160 to 3606 and encodes 1148 amino acids. NCBI's taxonomy places the organism in Eukaryota, Viridiplantae, Streptophyta, Magnoliopsida, Rosales, Cannabaceae. Gene Ontology annotation, molecular function: ATP binding; RNA binding. Gene Ontology annotation, cellular component: intracellular anatomical structure.
AGACGGAGGUGUAUGGUUAUUGUAUAGGUUAAGGAGGGAGAGAGAAAAGGAAGAAAAAGAAAGAAGCUUAAAGAGUAGAACGAACUCUCUUCAAACACAAGAACUACAGAGCACUGAACUGAGGACAACCCUAGAAGAAGAAGAAGACAGGAGUGGGAAAUGGGGAAGAAUAAGAAUAAGGAUAAAGCCACAAGUACGGGGAGGAACAAGAAAAAAUCUCCCAUUGCUGAAGAAACUAGGAUCCGGCUAAUGCGGGCAUUACACGACUUCCAAUCCUCCAAAGCCACAGUAUAUACAUUUGAGCCUCAGCUGUCAAACCACGAACGAGCUCUAGUGCACGAAUCAUGCAGAAAAAUGGGCAUGAAAUCCAAGAGUACUGGGAGUGGGGCUCAACGCCGCAUUUCUGUUUACAAAGCUAAAAAGAAGAAUGAUGCGAAGGUUCAGAGUCUCACUGUUGUGAAAUUUUCUGAGGAAUCAAAAGAAGCAUUGCAAGAUCUUUUUAUGCGGUAUCCACCUGUUGAUGGGGAAGAGGGGAAAGAAUUGAUUGGGAGAACUAGUGAAAAAGUUGGCAAGUCGCGUCGUAAGGCGGAUGAUAUUUUCCGUAGGCCAUCAGUGAGCAAGGCGGAUUUUGCACAGAAGGUUGAAUCACUUGCUUCUAGAAUAAAGAAUGUUGCAGCGUUGGCACAGCUUACUAAAGAAAGGUUCAAACUUCCAAUUGCUUCUUUUAAAGAUAUGAUUACAACAACGAUUGAAUCUCACCAGGUAGUUCUUGUAUCUGGUGAGACAGGGUGUGGGAAGACUACGCAGGUUCCCCAAUUUCUUUUGGACUAUAUGUGGGGCAAGGGUGAAGCUUGUAAAAUAGUGUGUACACAACCUCGACGUAUCUCUGCCAUGUCAGUUGCUGAGAGAAUCUCUUCCGAAAGAGGACAAAAUAUUGGCGAGGAUAUUGGAUACAAGAUACGAUUAGAAAGUAAAGGUGGGAGGCACUCGUCAAUUGUAUUCUGCACAAAUGGGAUUUUAUCGAGGAUUCUAGUUUCUAAUGGUGUCAACACCCAAGCAACAAUGGGACGUAAAAACCAAGAGAUCUCUGAGAUUACUCACAUUAUUGUGGAUGAAAUUCAUGAACGGGAUCGCUACUCUGAUUUCAUGCUUGCUAUUAUGAGAGAUGUGCUUCCCUCAUACCCCCAUCUGCGUCUGAUACUGAUGAGUGCAACUCUUGAUGCUGAUCGGUUUUCACAAUAUUUUGGUGGUUGCCCAAUAAUUCGUGUUCCUGGGUUCACUUAUCCUGUCAAAACUUACUAUUUGGAGGAUGUACUUUCUAUCCUUCAAGCGGAAGGCAAUAAUCACCUUGAUAAUAGUAUAUUAUGUGCUACACGUAUAGAAUCUGAGUUAAUAGAGGAAGAUAAGCUUGUUUUAGAUGAUGCUAUUAAUUUGGCUUGGUUAAAUGAUGAGUUUGAUCCCCUUCUAGAAUUGGUUUCUUCUGAGGGAACCCAAAAAGUGUAUAAUUACCAGCAUUCUGUGAAUGGUCUGACUGCAUUAAUGGUGUUUGCUGGAAAGGGUAGAGUUGGAGAUGUCUGCAUGCUCCUAUCUUUUGGUGCAGACUGCCAUCUACGAGGCAAGGAUGGAACAACUGCACUCGAAUUGGCUGAAAAAGAAGACCAACGAGAAACUGCUGCGAUACUAAAACAGCAUAUGCAAAAUUCUCUUUCUAGCUCCUUGGAAGAAAAACAGUUGGUUGACAAUUAUUUUGCACAAAUCAACUCAGAACACACUGAUGUUGUUCUCAUUGGGAAAUUGUUGAUGAAAAUUUGUACUGAUUCAGAAGAUGGAGCUAUUCUUGUGUUUCUCCCAGGGUGGGAUGAUAUAAAUAAAACCCGCGACAUAUUACUUAUGAACCCUUUAUUCAAGGAUACUUCCAAAUUUAAUAUAUUAUCUCUUCACUCAAUGAUUCCAUCCCAUGAGCAAAAGAAGGUUUUCAAGCGCUCACCUCCUGGUUGCCGUAAAAUUGUUCUUUCAACCAAUAUUGCUGAAACUGCCAUAACUAUUGAUGAUGUUGUGUAUGUUAUAGACAGUGGUAGGAUGAAAGAAAAAAGUUACGAUCCAUAUAAUAAUGUAUCGACCCUUCAAUCUUCUUGGGUUUCAAAAGCCAGUGCCAGGCAGAGAGAGGGACGUGCAGGUCGCUGUCAGCCUGGGAUAUGUUAUCAUCUUUAUUCUAAGAUUCGAGCAGCAAGUUUACCAGAUUUUCAAGUUCCUGAAAUUAGGAGGAUGCCAAUUGAGGAACUUUGUUUGCAGGUGAAGCUGCUUGAUUCAGAUUGUAAGAUAGAUGAUUUCUUACAGAAGACAUUGGAUCCUCCAGUUUUCGAGACCAUACGAAAUGCUAUUAUUAUUCUUCAAGACAUUGGAGCUUUGUCGCCUGAAGAGAAACUUACUGAACUUGGAGCAAAGCUAGGUUCCCUCCCUGUUCAUCCAGUAACAUGCAAGAUGCUUUUCUUUGCGGUAUUGAUGAACUGCCUGGACCCUGCGUUGACUCUGGCAUGUGCUGCUGAUUACAAAGACCCAUUUACUCUUCCCAUGUUACCUCAUGAAAAGAAAAAAGCUAAUGAUGCUAAAUCUAAGUUUGCUUCAAUGUAUGGAGGCCAUAGUGAUCAGCUAGCAGUCGUAGCUGCAUUUGAGUGCUGGAAGACUGCAAAGGAUAGGCACCAAGAGGCACAAUUUUGCGCUCAGAAUUUUGUCUCGUCAAGCACCAUGUCUAUGUUGGCUGGUAUGCGGAAACAGCUCCAAAACGAACUUAUCCGAAAUGGGCUUAUUCCUGAGAAUAUCUCAAGUUGCAGCCUGAAUGCCCGUAACCCAGGUAUACUCCAUGCUGUACUUGUGGCUGGUUUGUAUCCUAUGGUGGGGAGAUUGCUUCCACCUUAUCAGUCAAAUAAUAGGUUAUUUGUAAACACUGCCAGUAAUGAUAAAGUUCGUUUGCACCCUCAAUCCGUUAACUCCACAUUAUCUUUCAAAGAGACUGAUAGUCCUCUAGUUAUGUAUGAUGAGAUCACUCGAGGAGAUGGUGGUAUGUUCAUCAGGAACUGUACCGUUGUUGGACCAUUGCCAUUGUUAUUUCUUUCAACAGAAAUUGCUGUUGCUCCUUUCUUAGAUGACGGAGUUGAUGAUGAUGAUAACGAUGAUUUUGGAAGUGACAAUGAGAGUGAAGAUGAAAGCGACAAAGAUGAAGACAAAGUUAUGUCAUCGCCUGAAAAUUCAGUUGUAGUCAUAGCGGAUCGGUGGCUUUAUUUUAAGUCUACAGCACUUGAUGUUGCUCAGAUAUACUUGCUGAGGGAGCGAUUAUCUGCAGCAAUUCUAUUCAAGGUUAAAAACCCAAAAACAAUGCUGCCUCCAAUUCUUCAGGCCUCAGUAUAUGCCAUAGCUUGCACUCUAUCUUCCGAUGGUCUAUAUGGGGUCUCAUUUUUUAAUUCGAGCAACGAAAGAAGCUUGACCAACACACCUAAUGGUAGCUCUAUUGUGGGUAGGCGUGGUGCACCUACAAACCCUCAUGAAUCAUCAUCAAAUGGUUCAAAGGGAGAUUCACAUAAGUACCGGCAACGGAAUGGUGCCGGUUAAAGAUCUCGUUCUUUAAAGUCUCCAUUUGACAUUUGCUGUAUACCAAUAGAAUGAGCCAAAUUAGGCUAUGCUGGAAAUAUGUGUACUCACCAUAUGGAUAUAGGUUGGUGGGGGAAAUUUGGGGGAGCUCUUUUGGCCCAAUACUUCUAAAUUUAAAAAAAAAAUUAAAAAAAAAACUCUUCAAUGCUUAUUCAACUUAUAUAUUGGGAGAAAAAAUUGUCUUAUAUAUAGAUAAUGUGCAUGUUCUUAUAUCCUCACUCGCAAGUAUCAUUUAAGGAACAAAAUAUCUGAAAUAAUUUUUAGUAUAAAGCCAAAACCUUAUCUAAAAAAUUAUACUAUUAUCCCCACUAAAAAAAAUCUUGGGAUGAGAUUGACACGUGGGUCCUAGUUCAAGAACUAUAAAUUCUGCAUUAAAAAAAAUGGAUUGAAAUUCAUCAAAAACAAGAAGAAAAUGGGAAUAAUAAUAGCAAUGAAAGGUCAUCCGGGAACAGGGAAGAGCACCUUGGGUGAGUCCAUAGCUUCAGCUCUGAAACUUCCUCUCUUAGACAAAGAUGACAUCAGAGACUGCACUUUCUCUCUCGAACGCUCUCUCUCACCUCACACCUCCUCCUCCUCCGCCGUCUCUUCCCUCCUCAACGACCUCUCCUAUUGCGCCACCUGGCAGGUCGCGUCCACCCAGCUCCGCCUCGGCCUCGGCGGCGUCGUCAUAGUCUCGCCUCUCUCCCGCCGCGCCCACCUCGAUCGCCUCCUUGAACUGGCCUCGUCUCACGCGGCUCGGGUGGUGAUUGUCGAGUGUAAGCCCAAGGACGAGGUCGAGUGGCGCCGGCGGCUCGAGCGGCGCGGAGAAGCCGAGGGAGCCAGCUGCUGGCACAAGCCGUCCACGUGGCGAGAUAUGGAGAAGCUAUUGGAUGGGUAUGCGGGUUGUACGGACUACGACGUGGGUGAUGUGCCUAGGAUCGUUGUGGAUACGACUGCUUCUGUGAGUGUUGAUGAGUUGGUUUCCAGUGUGGUCGACUUCAUUUGUUCUCAUGCUCCUUCUCCUUAUCCGGUCGAUGAAUAUUAGUAAAUAUUAUUAAUAAUUAGAAUAAAUAAAUAGUAAAUAAAUAAAGGUUAAUGUAACUUCUUGGUUUUAACUUAUAAAUAAAAAGUUAAUAACUUUUUGUUAUGUAAUUAA